Messenger RNA from Grus americana (Whooping crane), 994 nucleotides. It is a transcript of the gene MRPL57, whose product is annotated as mitochondrial ribosomal protein L57. The record is from RefSeq and is a predicted model, not a curated record. Gene Ontology annotation, molecular function: structural constituent of ribosome. The transcript is spliced from 2 exons. Lineage: Eukaryota; Metazoa; Chordata; Aves; Gruiformes; Gruidae. Bases 527 to 838 code for a protein of 103 amino acids. Gene Ontology annotation, cellular component: mitochondrial ribosome. Gene Ontology annotation, biological process: mitochondrial translation.
CGGAGGGGAGGGGAGAGGCCCGUUAAUUACAGGGCUCGGAGCGCUACAGUCGCUUCUCAUAGUGCUGCUUCUCAUAGUGCCGCUUCGCUCCGAGCGUGGGGUGUCUUUUGGCGGGUUUGCUGUCUUCUCGCUCGGGCUGAUCUGGCCCUGAACUGGGAGAUAACCCCGGUGGGGAACUGGCAGGGAACUGGCAGGGGAUCCUUCUCCCCGGGCAGCAGGAGCGCUUCGCCGCGCGGGCCGAAACCUGCCUGGAGCUGUCGGGUGGCUCCUGUGGCACUGGAGAGCCCCAGUGGGCAGCUGUGCCGCGUCGGCCUCGGUCCGUGUCGACGCUGCAGCGGGCGCAGGCCUGAGGGCGAGCAGCCGGCGCUGCGGUGGAGACGAGCAGCUCUGUGCCCUGCCCUCCCCUGACGGGGGCGGAACGAGAGACUGAGGCAGCAGUGCCUUCGCGAAGCCCCACCGCUUCACUUCUAAACUGGAUCAGAGAGUGGAACAUCAGCAUGCAGUUGCACCGUGGCAAUGGGGCAUAAUGUUUUUAACAACAGUAUUACUCCGAAAGAGAAUUCCUGGAAAACAAUGGAUUGGAAAAUACAGGCGACCAAGAGUGGUUACCCUUUCAAUGAAGCAAGCGAUGAUCCGAAGGUUGGAAAUUGAAGCAGAGAAUGAAUAUUGGCUGAGUCGACCUUACCUGACACGGGAACAGGAGUACGGACAUAACACAGAGGAGAGACGUGCAAAAUGGGAAGCUUUCAAAAGCCUGGUGAAAGCCAAGUUCCCUGAGCAUAGAUAUAUCAGCGAUGAUUUAAACCACUUAAAUGUGACGAAAAAGUGGACAUCUUGAAUAAUAUGGCCUAUUUAUAUUUGGCAUGCAUUAUGCGCUACUGUGGGGUCUGCCGUUCUACCUAUUAUGGUAGUUUUGUAAUUCAAUAUAAGGGUAGAUGACAAAUGAGACUUUGGACAGUAUACAAAACUUUACAUUAAAAGUAGUCCUACAGAA